Molecule: messenger RNA, 219 nt
Organism: Grosmannia clavigera kw1407
Lineage: Eukaryota; Fungi; Ascomycota; Sordariomycetes; Ophiostomatales; Ophiostomataceae
Exons: 2
Coding region: 1-219 (72 amino acids)
Source: RefSeq, a predicted model, not a curated record
AUGCGCAAGAAGCGGGCUAACGGCUCCUUGUCGCCUCUCUCUAUCUUCCUCUCAUCCUACUAUAUUAGCGUGCUUUCGCUGGCCCCGUCGGUCUCUGAGGGCGCUAUCGCUGUCCGCGUAAAGUCCGUCCUGCAGUCACACUCCGCCAAGCCGAAUUAUACUGGAGAGAGUGCGUUCCUUGUCGCCGAGCGCGUUGGGAAGCAGGAGGCGUGCGAGUAG